UAUACUUUAUCAUUACACAUUUUGUAUAAAUCAUUUUCAAGAUGAUUUAUUUAUUGGUUAUAAUUUUAACAUACCUUGUGCAUUUAUAUUUAAAACGAAAUCAUACAAUAUGGCGAAAACAAGGAAUAAAAGGACCAGCUGCAAUACCCAUUCUUGGUAACUUUGCUCCCAUAUUUUUCCUUAUGGAAACAUUUCCUGACUAUAUAAGAAGAAUUUAUGAAUUAUAUCCAGACGAAAAAGUUGUUGGUCUGUUCCAAGGAUAUCGGCCAACACUCCUUCUAAAAGAUCCUGAAAUUAUAAAACAAGUUCUGAUAAAAGAUUUCCAUAUAUUUCCAAACCGAGGAAUAACACCGGCAAGAGGCAAAUUCAAUGAAAACUUAAUAGUCUCCAACGACACAACGUGGAAAGUUCUAAGGCAAAACCUUACUCAGGUAUUUACGUCAAAAAAACUUAAAGAUAUGUUUCCGCUUAUGCAGAAAAGUGCAGAAAACUAUAUAUAUUCCGUUCAAAAUCUCAUAAAGGAAAAUAAAGAACAGGAAAUGAAACAACUAGCUGAAAAUUAUACUACACAAGCAACUACUAUAUGCACUUUUAGUAUUGAUACAAAUCCAUUCAAUAAAAAAAAUAAUGAAUUCUGCCAAGCAACCAAAAUGAUGACCACGCCUGUAUUAUCAACAAAAUUGUCGUUAAUUUUAAAUAUUAUAUUCCCAGGAAUACGAAGAUAUAUUUAUACUAAUCUCAGAGCAGAAAGAUAUUUCACUAAUCUAAUUAACAACAUAAUAAAAAAAAAAUCGCUAAUAGUUAGACAAUCGAAAGAUAUAUUAGAUCUGUUAAUUAAUUAUCGGAAUCGAGGAAAAAUGAGUACGAGAGGAGAAAGCGGAACAGCGGAAAUAGAUCUCAAUGAGGAGUUGCUGAUUGCUCAAGUUACAAUAUUUUAUUUUGCUGGAGUGGAACCAUCCGCCUGGCUGAUUGCGUAUAUUCUUCAUGAACUAUCUUUGAACCAAAAGAUUCAAGAUAAUCUUUAUGACGAAAUAUGUAAAGUAACUAUAAAACAUAACGACAAGUUAACAUACGAUUCCAUCAAUGGCAUGACUUAUUUGGAUAUGGUUAUGAACGAAACUUUAAGAAGAUACCCCAUUGCGACAACUGUUUUACGUAAAUGUAACACAGAUUAUAUUGUGCCCGGAACAAAAGUAUUUAUACCCAAGGACACUGCUAUAAUUAUCCCUAUUGGUGGAUUACUGAGUGAUCCAAAAUACUUCACAAACCCUGAAAUUUUUAAUCCAGAAAAUUAUUCUCCUGAGAAUAAACAAAAGAUACAACAAUGUGUUGAUUUGUCAUUUGGAGAAGGACCACGUAAUUGUAUAGGUAUGCGAUUUGCUAUCAUGAUGACCAAAAUCGCAGUGGUGGAAUUUAUUAGGAAAUUUAAAGUGCAUCCAUCUCCUAAAACCAAGCUACAAUUUGAGCUUCAGAACUUUACCCUGUUGUACGCCUCCAAAGAUGGCAUAUGGCUCAAUGUAACGCCACGUUAAACCAAUAUCGUCACUUUUUGACCCCUACUUAUUCACAUUGUUCUAUUCUAUUUCUAUUUUUUAGAAACAAAAUGAAAACAAAUACAUGUUCAUAUUAUAGUAUGUAUUAUGGAAAAUAAAAUAUUUUUGGCACAACA
Molecule: messenger RNA, 1669 nt
Organism: Plodia interpunctella (Indianmeal moth)
Lineage: Eukaryota; Metazoa; Arthropoda; Insecta; Lepidoptera; Pyralidae
Product: cytochrome P450 6B2-like
Exons: 2
Coding region: 42-1532 (496 amino acids)
Molecular function (GO): oxidoreductase activity, acting on paired donors, with incorporation or reduction of molecular oxygen; monooxygenase activity; iron ion binding
Source: RefSeq, a predicted model, not a curated record